This is a messenger RNA of Cydia strobilella, 5526 nucleotides long. It is a transcript of the gene Tbc1d8-9, whose product is annotated as TBC1 domain family member 9. Lineage: Eukaryota; Metazoa; Arthropoda; Insecta; Lepidoptera; Tortricidae. The coding region runs from base 153 to 3587 and encodes 1144 amino acids. The transcript is spliced from 19 exons. The record is from RefSeq and is a predicted model, not a curated record.
GUUGCCGUUGUUUUGUAUUGUGCCAUUUUGUACCAUACAAGUACCAUAUAAUAUCUUUAAUUUCGUCCACAGAAAACUUAAUUGUUUUAAAAUGCUAAUAAUGUUUGAUGGUCGGUGAAGAUUCAUUGCCAAAGUUAUCGUAAAGUGUUAUAAUGUGGGUUAAGCCGCAGGAAGUGUUUAUAAAAACUGCGUUGUGGGAUAGUGAUGAAACGACGCUAUAUUUCGUACUUCAGAGACGGAAAGGGCAUGGCAAGUCGGCGGGGCUGUCUUCGUUGCUCGUUAGUACGUUUGACAGUGUCCGAGAUACAAAGCCUGCUCCAUACCGGAUACUCCACCAAACUCCCAAUUCGGAAAUAUAUUAUGUUAUAUCAUCAGCCCUAACGGAGCAAGAUAUUCGUCAAGAUUGGCAGUGGUUGCUUGACAAUGUUUGCCCCACACUACACUCCUUUGAUACUGAGGAGGAGAUCACCGAGUUUGUUUGUUGUAAAAUUAACUCGAUCAUUGCUACGGAACAAGAAAACUUUACAGAAGACGAGGAUACAAUAACAUACAAAAAUUUUGUGUAUGAGUUCCACCAAAGGUUUGGAAUGCCAAAAGAUGAAAAAUUGGUGUGUUAUUACUCCUGUAGUUACUGGAAAAGCAAAAUGCCUAGACAAGGCUGGAUAUACCUGUCCGUCCACUACAUGUGCUUCUACUCCAACAUAUUCGGACACAAGACCUCAAUCAAGAUCCGAUGGGCCGAUGUGACAGAGCUAGCCAAGACCAACAGUUUACUGUUUCCGGACUCUAUCAAAGUGGUGACGAGAGAUGCGGAGCAUUACUUUACCUUGUUUUUAAAGAAAAAUGAGACAUAUGCACUUAUGCAGCAGUUAGCGAAUAUUGCAAUGAAACAGUUGAUCGAUGACAAACCAGGUAGCUUCAAUAUAGACAAGGACCUUCUAACGAAACUCAGCAAAAACGUACCAAAGAAACCCUCCUUCUUAAAACGAGACCUGGACGCGAGAAAGCAGUCUAAUCUCUACACGCUAAGGUUCAGAUUGCCGCAGACGGAAAAGCUGGACGGGUCCGAAGAGUGUUCCCUGUGGACGCCUUAUAAUAAAAGGCAUAACUGGGGGCGGCUGUACUUAUCGCAGAAUUUCAUUUGUUUUGAUAGUCGGGUGCGUAACCUGGUUCGUCUAACGAUCCCCCUGCGCACCGUGCACCAAGUGGAGCGAGCAGACUCGGGCGGCACGGGCAGCUCGGACUCGGGCAGUAUCCUCAUCACCACCGCGCACCACACCAGCUUCCUCUUCGGGAACAUCUCCGACCGCGAGUUCCUGGUGCACAAGAUCUCAGAGCUGCUAGCGAAGCUGCCCAAUGAUGUGUACAGGGAGAAGCCACACAAGAAGACCGAGGAGCCGUCGUGGGUGCCGCAGCCGCCGCUCAUGUCGCUGUUCCUGACGCAGCAGACUUCGCCCAUCAAGCAGAUACAGCAGAAAAAGGAGAAACAAUGGGAAGACCACAUGACAGACGUCGGUCGCGGUAUAAGCAUGUACCAAACCACCGCCGGCAGCGAGUUGGUCAUCAACGGCAUACCAGAGUCCCUUCGAGGCGAACUAUGGAGCGUCUUCUCUGGCUCCAUAUUACAGAAGACCCAGAAUAAGGGACUAUAUGAACGGCUCGUGAAUGAAGCGUUAUCUUCCAAGAAUCAGGCGAAUGAUGAAAUUGAAAGGGAUUUGCAUCGGUCGCUGCCCGAGCAUCCGGCUUUUCAAGAUAAUGUUGGCAUUUCUGCACUCCGUCGCGUCCUCUGCGCAUACGCACUCAAGAACCCGACCAUCGGCUACUGCCAAGCCAUGAACAUCGUGGCUUCAGUAUUGCUUAUAUACUGUCCCGAAGAGCAAGCGUUCUGGCUGCUGGCCACCAUCUGCGAGACGCUACUGCCGGAUUAUUACAAUACGAGGGUCGUUGGUGCUUUGGUCGACCAAGGCGUACUAGAAGAGCUAACCGAGGCCCACCUUCCCGAGCUCCACGCGAAGUUAGACGAGCUCGGCAUGAUGAACAUGAUCUCCCUGUCCUGGUUCCUCACGCUGUUCAUCAGCGUCAUGCCCUACGAGUGCGCCGUCAACGUCAUGGAUUGUUUCUUCUACGACGGAGCUAAGGUCAUCUUUCAGGUGACUCUAAAAAUUCUAGAUAUCAACCGAGACAAGUUGCUCAAAUGUACAGAAGACGGGCAGGCAAUGCAGGUGCUCAAUGACUACCUGAAGGGCAUCUACAAUGAUGAAGCCAUGGCGUUAUCCACCGAGCCGAGGACCGCUGAGAAGAGCGUCAAAAUCCAAGACAUCAUCUACCAGUCGUACCGCUCAUACGGGCAGAGCGUAACACCAGAAUGCAUAGAACAUCUUCGGCUGAAGCACCGUCUCCGAGUGGUUCGGCAGUUAGAAGACAGCCUCGAGAGGAACACGCUGCGAGCGCUGCAGAUGGACCGGCUGCUGGAGCCGCAAGAACUGCAGGAACUACUAAGUAUAAUCCGUGAAGAGCUCCUCUGGGCUAAACGCGUGCCGUGCGAGCGACUAGAAGCCCCAUACGAAGCGUAUAGACUCGACUACACACAGUUCAAGAACCUGUUCACUGCUCUGUCGUCGUGGGGGAAGGGGGAGUGCGCUGAGGCCAUCACUGCUAGGAUGUUUAAGCUAAUGGACAACGACAGCGACGGGUUCGUGUCGGCCCGCGGGCUGUCGCUGGCGCUGGGCGUGAGCGCGCGCGCGGAGGCGGCGCGGCGGCUGCGCGUGCUGUACUGCGCGCACGCGCCGCCGCUGCUGGCGCGGGAGGAGCUCGAGCUGCACGACGCCAGGGCCGCCGGGGCCGCCGGGGCCGCCGGGGCCGCGGCCGGCGCCGAGCUCGCCGCCGAUGCCAUCUCCUUCUUCGACAGUGUAGAAAACCCGUCCGGAUCUGAACCUUUACCUCAAGAGCUGCAGCGGUCUAUAAGCGACGUCGGUGACGCCGGCUACAUGGACAAAUCCAGCGACAGCUCCAACACCCUAUCAGCAACGAGCGUGGACCCUAUAGCGGAAUCCAUCCGCGCCUGCGCCUGGUCCGGCAUCGGGCCCGGGCCCGGGUCCGGCGCGUCCACGCCCGGCGCCGGCGCCGGCGCCGGCACGUCGCCGCCCGCCGCCCCGCCGCUGCCCCGCGCGCACUUCCUGCAGCUGCUGGCCGCCAUACACUCGCUCACGCUGCAUAAAGACCAGUUGUAUGAGGCGGCCGUGCAAGCUGGUACGCUCCUGUUGAAGAUGGGCGAAUGGAACCACCGAAGGGCGAGCCUGGACCGCGAGAUAUCACAAGACAGCCUGUUCUUAGCAGCAGCCGAAAAGCAGCCCGCGAUGCGUCAGAUGGAUCCCAACGGCAACACAACUUCCGAUCAAGAAACUGAGCCAUCCCCGUCAAAGGAAACCGAACCUUCGACGGACGAAGAAUGGUCCAUUUCCCUCGAGCAGUUCCUCGCCACAAUGCUCUCACAGGAACCUCUAGAAGCGUUCUUCAACGAGAAAGUAUCCAUAUUACCUGAUUUAGAAGCCUUAAAACAAAGAGACAGGCUUCAGUCGAUGUCGUGAAGGUUUUUGUGAACUAUAAAUGCAUUUUUUUCUAAUUAUGAAAGAGAUUUAAUGAGGCCUUUUGCGCAAUACUAUAUGCAUUGUAAAUAUUUCCACGUCAUGUUAGAGCGGUUAUCGUUUGAUGCUAAAAUAAAUUGUUAAACGUAUGACCACAGAAUAAAUAAUAGUACUACCGUACAGAAAGGAAACUUCCUAUAAAACCGAAGUUUGACAGCGGUUCAGGGACGACUCAUGCUGUCCUUUUCUAAUACAUAUAUGCAACUAUCCCUUUCGACUAUUUAGGGUUGUCAAAAUUCAAGUCAUUUUCUUAUCUGUGGUCGUGCACGCAAAGGGACGUCUAUUUGUGUCAGCCCUAAUAAUUGCUCGGAGCAAUGCUAAGCCGAACGGAGCCGAGAAUACGCGAAAGGAGGAGUUUCGCACCCCUCGUAUGACAACGAGUAUUAUGGAAUGGACCCAUUGACCAAGCAAAGGGUUUUUGCGACUAUAAUCGCUACCGCCAUGUACUUGUAUUUCGGUACCUAUCAGUUUACCAGUAGUAUGUACUUUAUUUCCUAAUAGCAAUGAUUCAUUGAUUUGUAUGAGAGUUAACAUAGUCUGUCAAGCGAUUUCAGUCAGUAGUAAAAAAAGCGCCAUUUUUUAAAACCGGCCAUGUGCGAGUCGGACUCGCGCACGGGGUUCCGUACCAUUACGCAAAAACCAGCAAAAAAACACGUUGUAUGGGAGCCUCACUUAAAUAUUUAUUUUAUUCUGUUUUUAGUAUUUGUUGUUAUAGCGGCAACAGAAAUACAUCAUCUGUGAAAAUUUCAACUGUCUAGCUAUCACGGUUCUAGAGAUACAGCCUGGUGACAGACGGACAGGCAGACAGACAGCGGAGUCUUAUUAAUAGGGUCCCGUUUUUACCCUUUGAGUACGGAACCAUAAAAUGUAGGCGCGAAGGGUAAUCGUUCCAUAAAAAAAAAAUCGCGCCUUUUUCUACUGACAAAGUCGUUUAACCGGCUAUAGUAAGGUUGGUAUUCCAUCUGCCCAACAUCUUGGUCCAAUGUGUAUUUGCGUCUCACAUUUUGCUUAAUGAGAGAGUGAGACGCAAUGCACAUUGGACAAGUGGAAUACCGCCCUAAGACAAAUUCGUGCUUUGAAUUUGACAGCUUAUGUAGAGGGCGCUGUACGGCUCCGUAAAUAGGGAAUAUUACGCAAAACUCUACAUAGAGGGCGUCACUAGCACAAUCACGGGGCCUACCUCGAAACACGUAUUUCUAAAGUUCGGUUUCUGCAUCUCUAUCACUCUUGCAUAUUCGAUCGAUAGAGAGGCAGAUAACAAUAUUUCGAUUUUCGCGUUACGCGGUAGGCCACCUGUACACAAACCGCCUUGAUGCAUCAAUGUCAUAGUGUAGACUUGUCAAAAAACUGUAUAAGGCUUAGUAUGUAAAUGUUACUCUAUGGUUUAGUAUGUGCACUAGUGCUGCACUCUGGCGGCAGAACAUCGCAGUAAUACUCCCUAUUAUACAGCUGUCGUUGAAAGUUUCCGUUUGACAAUUCUGCUACAACAAAACAGCUAGCGAUGUAUAGCGACAUCUUGUUCAGCCUCGGGGGCACGAUUUUUUCUUUGCCUUUAAUUAUACAUCGCAUACGAUGAAUGAAUCUUUGGUAAUGGUAUCGUAUCCGAAACAAUCUCUAUUUUGAAGAGUAGGUGUUUUUAUGGCGAACUCCUACCGUAUUGACCUGUUACUUGUGUUAGUAACAUACGUGCGAAUAUUCGUCUAUUUUACUGAUUAGUGUAACAUUAUCUUUUAAUUCUUAAGAGUCCCCGGCAAGCUGGGCCGAAUUGCACCUUCCCAUACAAACGUAGUUCCGCUCUCAUUUUAAAACUACUUGUUGGAUUGUAAUGAAACUUUGCACAUACAAUGACGUGAGGUAUAUCUAGGUCUGUAAUUAGUUUAUA